Molecule: messenger RNA, 372 nt
Organism: Lolium rigidum
Lineage: Eukaryota; Viridiplantae; Streptophyta; Magnoliopsida; Poales; Poaceae
Product: isoaspartyl peptidase/L-asparaginase-like
Exons: 1
Coding region: 1-372 (123 amino acids)
Molecular function (GO): hydrolase activity
Source: RefSeq, a predicted model, not a curated record
AUGACGAGCGUGGCCAUCGACUCCUCCGGCAACCUGGCGACGGCGACGUCCACUUGCGGUCUCGUGAACAAGAUGGCUGGCAGGAUCGACGACACCCCGAUCAUCGGCGCGGGCACCUACGCCAGCCCUCUCUGCGCGGUGUCCGCCACGGGCAAGGGCGAGUCCAUCAUCCGGCACACGGUAGCGCGCGAUGUGGCGGCCCUGAUGGAGCACCGGGGCCUGCCGCUGAAGGAGGCUGCCGCGCGCAUCGUAGCAGGCGUGCCCAGAGGCGACGUCGGCCUGGUGGCCGUGUCGGCCGCCGGGAAGGUUAGCAUGGUGUACAACACGUCAGGAAUGUUUAGGGCGUGCGCCACGGAGGAUGGCUACCUUUGA